Messenger RNA from Girardinichthys multiradiatus, 5069 nucleotides. It is a transcript of the gene ppip5k1b, whose product is annotated as diphosphoinositol pentakisphosphate kinase 1b. The coding region runs from base 625 to 4116 and encodes 1163 amino acids. Gene Ontology annotation, cellular component: cytosol. Gene Ontology annotation, biological process: inositol metabolic process; inositol phosphate biosynthetic process. The record is from RefSeq and is a predicted model, not a curated record. Gene Ontology annotation, molecular function: 5-diphosphoinositol pentakisphosphate 1-kinase activity; diphosphoinositol pentakisphosphate kinase activity; inositol hexakisphosphate kinase activity. Lineage: Eukaryota; Metazoa; Chordata; Actinopteri; Cyprinodontiformes; Goodeidae. The transcript has 30 exons.
AGAAAGGGGAAGAAGCAGCUCACAGCGGCAGCAGCUGAACAACGACGGUGCAGACUUUAGCGAGCCGCCUGCAACUUUAUUGAGAGUUUAUGGAGAUAGAAGACGGAGGCAGCAGGAGACUGCUCAGUCAGGGGAAACAAGGAAGUGAAGAGCAGACAGUUGUUUUUCCGCCCGCACAAGCCUAUUUGGUGAGCAAAUGUUGACUCACAGGAGGAGGUGUUUCUAGGCUGAAUUGGCCUUCCAAAACCUUUGUGCUGAUUAUCUACCUCAACAGUUCUUGUUUUCUACCUCGUCAACUACCUCAGCCUGUGUUGUGCUUAGUCAGUCAUCAUUAGCGAAAGGCCAGCGGAUCCCUUUUUGGCUUCGCGGACAGGUCAACCAGCUGCCGUGUUGUAUGGUGAACUAGCCCACACCAUCACUAGCAUCUUUAGCGUAAACCCUUGGUGAGGAGGUUCCUCCUGAAGGAGUCAUGUUUCGCCCGGGGUUGUGAUGUCCGAGCCCUGCAAAGGACCAGGAGCAGCGGAAGAACGGGGGCGGAUUUGCAAAGACGUGCCCCGCUUUGUGAUUGGUUGUGAAGAGGAUGAGCAAGACAUGGGCCAAAUGGAGGCUGGUAUGAAGAACUAGAUGCUUCGACAGGAGAACAUGGAGGACGAUGACAAUGAAUCGCCAUCUGAGCGACAGAUCGUUGUGGGCAUAUGUGCAAUGAUGAAAAAGUCCAAAUCAAAGCCCAUGACCCAGAUCCUGGAGAGACUUUGUAAAUUUGACUACAUUGAUGUAGUCAUCUUUCCUGAGGAGGUGAUUCUGGAGGAAUCUGUGGAGAAAUGGCCCCUCUGUGACUGCCUCAUCUCCUUCCAUUCCAAAGGUUUUCCUCUUGACAAAGCUGUGGAAUAUGUUAAGCUCAGGAAUCCAAUGCUCAUCAAUGAUCUCAACAUGCAAUAUUUCAUUCAAGACAGGAGGGAAGUGUAUCGGAUCCUUCAAGAAGAGGGCAUCGACCUGCCUCGUUAUGCCGUGUUAAACCGAGACCCGGACAAUCCUGAAGAGUGCAACCUGGUGGAGGGGGAGGACCAUGUUGAGGUGAACGGAGAGGUGUUUCCUAAACCCUUUGUGGAGAAACCUGUGUGUGCGGAGGACCACAAUGUCUACAUAUACUACCCAACAUCUGCUGGAGGAGGCAGCCAGAGGCUCUUCAGGAAGAUUGGGAGUCGAAGCAGUGUCUACUCUCCAGAAAGCAAUGUGCGAAAAACUGGAUCCUACAUCUAUGAGGAGUUCAUGCCAACAGACGGCACCGAUGUUAAGGUUUACACAGUGGGCCCAGACUACGCCCACGCUGAGGCCAGGAAGUCUCCAGCUCUGGACGGAAAGGUGGAGAGAGACAGUGAGGGGAAGGAGAUCCGUUACCCUGUCAUGCUGACCGCCAUGGAGAAACUGGUGGCUCGCAAAGUCUGCAUGGCCUUCAAGCAAACGGUGUGUGGCUUCGAUCUGCUCCGGGCCAACGGCCAUUCCUACGUCUGCGACGUGAACGGCUUCAGCUUUGUGAAAAACUCCAUGAAGUACUAUGAUGACUGUGCCAAAGUGUUGGGGAACAUGGUGAUGAGAGAGUUAGCCCCCCAGCUGCACAUCCCCUGGUCCAUCCCCAUGGAAGCUGAAGACAUCCCUAUCGUCCCGACAACCUCAGGAACCAUGAUGGAGCUUCGCUGUGUCAUUGCCAUCAUUCGUCAUGGAGAUCGAACACCAAAGCAAAAGAUGAAAAUGGAGGUCCGUCACCCUCUUUUCUUUGAGUUGUUUAAGAAGUAUGGAGGAUACAAGACAGGCAAGCUAAAGCUGAAAAAGCCCAAACAGCUGCAGGAAGUGCUCGAUAUCGCCCGUCUGCUGCUGGUUGAACUUGGCCAGCACAACGACUGUGAGAUCGAGGAGAAGUCGUCCAAGCUGGAGCAGCUCAAGACAGUGUUGGAAAUGUAUGGUCAUUUCUCUGGUAUCAACAGGAAGGUCCAGCUGACCUACCUUCGACAUGGCCAGCCUAAAGCCUCCAGCGAAGAAGAAGACUGUAAGAAGGACGGUCCAUCUCUGCUGCUGGUGCUGAAGUGGGGCGGGGAGCUGACACCUGCUGGCCGGGUUCAGGCCGAGGAGUUGGGCAGGGCCUUUCGCUGCAUGUACCCUGGAGGUCAAGGUGACUUUGCGGGCUUUCCUGGCUGCGGCUUGCUGCGUCUGCACAGUACUUAUCGCCACGAUCUGAAGAUUUAUGCCUCCGAUGAAGGCAGGGUUCAGAUGACAGCUGCAGCUUUUGCCAAGGGCCUGCUGGCUCUGGAGGGGGAGCUGACACCAAUCCUGGUUCAGAUGGUAAAGAGUGCCAACAUGAAUGGACUCCUGGACAGUGACUCUCUGACCGACUGCCAGCAGAAGGUGAAGGCCAGACUACAUGAGAUCAUGCAGAAGGACCAACAGUUUACACAAGACGACUAUCAUAAGUUGGCCCCAACUGGCAGUCCAUCACUGGUGAACUCAAUGAAGGUCAUAGAGAAUCCAGUCCAAACCUGUGACAAGGUGUACGCGCUCAUUCAGAGCCUCACCUCGCAGAUUCGAAAGAGACUGGAGGACCCUAAGUCUGCAGAUUUGCAGCUGUACCACAGUGAGACGUUGGAGCUCAUGCUGCAGCGCUGGUCCAAACUGGAGAGAGACUUCCGCAUGAAGAACGGACGCUACGACAUCAGCAAGAUCCCGGACAUCUACGACUGCAUCAAAUACGAUUCGCAGCACAACGCCUCUGUUGGCUUGGAGGACACGCUGGAGCUCUUCAGACUGUCCCGUGCCCUGGCUGACAUAGUCAUCCCACAGGAGUAUGGCAUCAGUAAAGUAGAGAAGCUGGAUAUCGCUCAGGCGUACUGUGUUCCUCUGAUGAGGAAAAUCUACCUGGACCUUCAGAGGACCCAUGAGGAUGAGGCUGUCAACAAGCUACACCCUCUGUAUUCUCGGGGGGUGAUGUCUCCUGGUCGUCAUGUUCGAACACGACUCUACUUUACAAGCGAGAGCCACGUUCACUCCCUGCUUAGCAUGUUCCGCUAUGGAGGACUUCUAGAUGAGGUGAAGGACCAGCAGUGGAAGCAGGCGAUGGACUAUCUGAGUGCUGUGACUGAACUCAACUACAUGACGCAGAUCGUCAUCAUGCUGUAUGAAGACAACAACAAGGACCCCUCCUCAGAGGAACGGUUCCAUGUGGAGCUUCACUUCAGUCCAGGAGUCAAAGGAUGUGAGGAUGAGGAGAAUCUCCCUCUUUGCUUUGGUUUCCGCCCUGCCUCAUCAGAGAAUGAGGACAAAAAGCCCAAUCAGGGAAGUUUGGAGGAUCUUUCCCAGGAUCAGACAGAUGAUGCACUUCCUGUCACAGAACUCAUUAACCUGCAGAGAAGGUCCCCAAUGAUCCGCAAUCGCAAGACCGGCUCCAUGGAGGUCCUCUCCGAGACCUCCCCCAACCAUACCUCCAAAGGUUGCCCAUCCCAUCGACUCUUCCAGUCAUCUUCGCGCCAGUCUCCUGAGAUCAAACCAACUGGUGGCCUAGGCUCGCUCUGCUCUGGCCUCUUCAGUGCCUCUGCCCUCGGGGUGUCCUCUAGUGCCCCCAACUUGCGGGAUUACGUCCGCAGCCACCACCACCACCACCACCGAAAACCACCUCUGUCCCCCGGCAGUCUGCCGUGCAAGAUUGGCAUGUUUGAACUGCUCUCUAUGCCGGCAGUAAAGAGAUUUUCUGUGUCGUUUGCCAGGCAUCCGACCAAUGGAUUUGAAGGCUGCUCCAUGGUGCCCUCUAUCUACCCGCUGGAGACGCUGCACAACUCCCUGUCCCUGAAGCAGGUGGAGGAGUUCCUCAGCAAGGUGUGCGAGAGCAGCGGAGAGGCCCAGGCUAAAACGAUGACAGCACCUUCUGAUUUGUUUGACUCUCAGAGUCAGGCAUCUCUCUACAGCCCUCAGCAGCUUCUGUCCUCCCCUGGAUCAGAGGCAUCUCUCCAACCACCGGGCCAGCCUCUGUGGCAUAGCAGCAUCCCUUCCAGCGCUGUGUCCAGUGCAGGCCCCUCGUCCCCAACCACAGACACCUCCGGCGUCGGCCUGAACUUCAGCUUCAGCGAGUAGGUCCGUCUCUCUGGGCGACAAGAGGGCUGCUGCGACUCUGAGGUGGCGAUGAGAUGGACAUCGCUGGGUUCUCCUCCUCACAGUUAUAUUUCUGGAGGAGACUGUGAUUAUGGAGAGAAAAUACUGCAUAACACUCAGACUUCGACCUGUACGGGAACUGUUCAGCUUCCUGCAACGUCUGAGCUCCGCAAGGAGACAAAGCACUGAAUCAUCUUUCAGUUUGGUGACAUUUGUUGACUACACUGGGAGACACUCUGAGUGCAUCAGACCAGCUUUCAGACACCCGGGUCUUUCAUCGGUUUCCAGUGCUUACUUUGGUUCCUGCUACCAGCUCCUUUUCACUCUAGAUUUGACUCAAUAUUAUAUAGAAUAAGCUUUAAACACUUUUUUCUUACUCUAAUUGUUCCCCAGAGACUAAAUGUUGAUGGAACCUCCUGCUGUUCAACGGCACAGAGACCAGAACCUGGACCUGCAUUUUACACAUUUGGUUCGUUUCUUCGCUGUCAACACGCCAACAGUUUGACCUUUGCUGAGAAAUUAUGAUAGAAAUUCCUCUUAAUCAUUGUUGCAUCUUUAUUAUUAUUUUUUUCUUCUAUAAAAUAUAAAAGAUUUUUGUUUUAUCAAAGCCUCAGAUUGAAAGCCAGUCAGAGGUUGUUAUUCAGCCCUCAUGGCUGAUGGUAUCCAAUCAGACUGAGAUGAACUCAGUAGUUUCUUCAUAUCGACCAAAGAGGUGCAGGUUUCUUCAGUGAUAUUCACGCCAGGCUGAUCAGUCUGUGUUUUUCACUCCUAUGUGUCUGCUGUUGAAUGGAAGCCAUAUUUGUGUAAAUGUGCCGUUAAACGACCUGUGACAUUCAACAACAAAUCAUGUUUGGUAAUCAGAAAAGCGCUGCAGCGUUGGAACUGAAGGAAGAAACCACUAGAUUAGGGAAAUAUUAAAAUUAUAAUUAAGAUUA